GCGCCUCCACGCAGUACGACGUCCACAGGCCGCGAGAGGGACGGCGCGUCGCGAUCGCGAGCCCGUCGGUAGUGAAAAAUGGCCGGAGCCAGCGACUGGUUUAGCAUCGGCAGCACGGUGCUCUGUAAAACCUGCCAUGAGAAGGAGAUAGAGGGUGAGGUGUUGGCGUUCGAUCCACAGACCAAAAUGCUGAUACUAAAAUCACCAUCGUCAAGUGGGAGACCCUCGUUAAAUGAUAUACAUAUAGUGAAUUUAUCCCUCGUGUCCAACGUUCAAGUGACGCGGGAAGUUAGUCCUACUACCAGCGAACCACCACAGAGCCUUAAUUUGCAAAGGCUAAACACACGAGUCCGUAAUCAGAUCGACGAGAAGAGGAGACUGGUAAUGGCUCUGCAGGCCGGAGUAUCUCCAGAGGGACAGAAGCUCUUUAUCGCUAUCUCAAAAACUAUUCAAGAUAUUACGUGGAAUGGAGCGAAUAUUGUUGUAUUUAAUAAUGUCACUAUUAGACCGCCGUACAAAGUGGACAAUGUUCAUGGAAAUGCAGAAUCUGGUGCAUAUAGACAUGUAAAAAAAGUGGUUGAGAAACACAUUAAGGAUACAUUACAAGCACAGCAACAACGGGAUCAACAACAACAACCAACACAAAAAGGCGGCGAACUGCAAUAAGAGUCCACCAAGGCACUACGUCAUCAAGGUCACUAGCAUAUUUUUGAACAAGUUCCAGUGACAAGAAAUAAGAAGGAAGAAUUAACAGAAUAUCGAAAUAGCCCGACUACAAAGAAAUAAUUUAGAUAAGCCUAUCGCGGAUAAUCGGCACAUCUUCAAGCCAGUCGUUUGUUCAAAUGGAAAGAAAGACAACAAGAGCGCAGAUUCGACACAGAAAUUUCACAUCGACUUUAAUUCGAGUAUUGUUAACAGUAUCGUAUGUGCAGCAUUUUAUAAAUACAAUCAGACGUACAAUUCAUAAAA
Vollenhovia emeryi is the source of this 969-nucleotide messenger RNA. Its product is annotated as protein LSM12 homolog. NCBI's taxonomy places the organism in Eukaryota, Metazoa, Arthropoda, Insecta, Hymenoptera, Formicidae. The record is from RefSeq and is a predicted model, not a curated record. Bases 79 to 666 code for a protein of 195 amino acids. The transcript is spliced from 3 exons.